This is a messenger RNA of Centropristis striata (black sea bass), 412 nucleotides long. RefSeq names its product histone H4. The transcript has a single exon. The coding region runs from base 43 to 354 and encodes 103 amino acids. Gene Ontology annotation, biological process: nucleosome assembly. The record is from RefSeq and is a predicted model, not a curated record. Gene Ontology annotation, cellular component: nucleosome. Gene Ontology annotation, molecular function: DNA binding; protein heterodimerization activity; structural constituent of chromatin. NCBI's taxonomy places the organism in Eukaryota, Metazoa, Chordata, Actinopteri, Perciformes, Serranidae.
CACUCAUUCGUUUCUGACGACCCACAAUCAACAUAAUAGAAAAUGUCUGGCCGCGGUAAGGGAGGUAAAGGACUCGGUAAAGGAGGCGCUAAGCGUCACCGUAAAGUGCUCCGUGAUAACAUCCAGGGCAUCACCAAGCCCGCUAUCCGCCGUCUGGCUCGCCGCGGUGGAGUCAAGCGUAUCUCCGGUCUGAUCUACGAGGAGACCCGCGGUGUGUUGAAGGUCUUCCUGGAGAACGUCAUCCGUGAUGCCGUCACCUACACCGAGCACGCCAAGAGGAAGACUGUGACCGCCAUGGAUGUGGUGUACGCUCUCAAGAGGCAGGGCCGCACCCUGUACGGCUUCGGAGGUUAAACUGCACACUACUGAUACAAACACAAAGGCUCUUUUAAGAGCCACACACUACAUCUAC